Labrus bergylta (ballan wrasse) is the source of this 1245-nucleotide messenger RNA. It is a transcript of the gene foxe3, whose product is annotated as forkhead box E3. Lineage: Eukaryota; Metazoa; Chordata; Actinopteri; Labriformes; Labridae. Gene Ontology annotation, biological process: regulation of transcription by RNA polymerase II; anatomical structure morphogenesis; cell differentiation. The record is from RefSeq and is a predicted model, not a curated record. Gene Ontology annotation, molecular function: RNA polymerase II cis-regulatory region sequence-specific DNA binding; DNA-binding transcription factor activity, RNA polymerase II-specific.
AUGAAUCUGGCAAGUUAUUCUUACUUCUCUGGCAUGUGCAACAUGACCGCAGAGACGCAGCACUCGCCCGCGGAGGCAAGUCCUGUAGUCAUGUCCCCAAACGUGAGCCUGGACUCUCCGCUGCCUCCGCCGCCUCUCAUGCUGCAGGCACGGUCGAAGGACAACAUCCUGAUCAAGUCAGAGCCCCGGGGGAGCAGCCCCAACACAGAGGAUGGAGCCGCCCUGGGGCAGACCGAGGAGCACCUGCCAACUGGAGGGAGCAGGCGGAGGAAAAGGCCCGUCCAGAGGGGCAAACCUCCCUACAGUUACAUUGCCCUCAUCGCCAUGGCCAUCGCAAACUCCCCCGAGAGGAAGCUCACCCUGGGGGGCAUUUACAAGUUCAUCAUGGAGCGUUUUCCUUUCUACAGAGAGAACUCAAAGAAGUGGCAGAACUCCAUCCGCCACAACCUCACCCUGAACGACUGCUUCGUGAAGAUCCCUCGGGAGCCCGGCAGACCCGGGAAAGGGAACUACUGGACGUUAGACCCGGCGGCUGAGGACAUGUUUGAUAAUGGAAGCUUUCUAAGGAGGAGGAAGCGGUUCAAGCGCACAGAUGUGAGCACCUACCCCGGGUACAUGCAGAGCUCCAGCGCCUUCACGCCGACCCCUAUGGGCAGGCCAACGUACCCCAACAUGUACGCGGGGAUAGGGUCUGGGUAUGGGUCCCAGCUGACCGCCACAUCCCCGCAUCCUGCCAUGCUGCAUCACUACCAGACCUCUGGACAAGCCCAGCCGCGCAUGUUCAGCAUCGACAACAUCAUCAGCCAGCAGACAGUGGUGCAGGGCGGAGAUCUAAACUCCCAAGCUCUGGGGCUGCAUGGCGGAGCUGACCUCGGCACCAUGACCUCCAGCUGUUCAGUCACCGGCAACGACCCCUCCGCGUGCUUCCAAACCCAGACUGUUAACCCCUCUGCGAACAUGCUGAGCAGGAACACCGGGAACCUCACGUCAAACCUCGGUGGAGCGUACCCAUACUCCUCACCGGCCUCCCCUCCAACUUUGCCAGCCAUGACCCAGUCCGGGUUCUCCCCCGGAAACUCUCAGGUGUACUGCUCCGGGAACAGGCUGCCCCUGCCAGCCCUGCGUCCAGGCUCGUGCGCGGAUCACACAGAGCAGCUGCUGGGCCUCUCGAGCCCCAUGAACUCCUACAACAACAGCUACAUGAGACAGGCCAAUUUUGCGUCAGGGUUAGAGCGCUACAUGUGA